CCAUUCUUGACUUUUUGUCAAUAUUCUUUUCUCUCUUAGUUGUAAAGAUAUGUGGCCAUGAAGAGGAAUUAAGUGAAACAUAAUUGGCUAGCGAUGUUAGAGUCGUGAAAACGUUUGUUGACAUACUCAAUUGGAACUUGAUCAAAUAAGAGUUAUUCAUUCCCUCUGUCAUCACUUCAGAACUCACAACGUCUAAAUUCUGAAUACAGACGAUCGAUCUAUUCCAAUGUGUGAGAGACCUAGUGGUAGCGGUGUACAAAAUCUGUUAUCUCUCCCCACGACGCUGAGUCAUCGGAGGAAUAGGACCAUGCCACGACGAACAUUAUUAAUUCAACGUCAUAGGGCAAAAAAGAGUAUAGAAAGAUGGAAAUCUGAGCCUUGUCUUUGGAGAAAUAUUUAUAGAGUUGGAGGUGAAAAUGAAGAUGAUCGUCGUCGUCAAAGAUCGACGACGUCGUUGGAGGUCCUUUUCCGGCCACAAACUUGUUCGGAUUUAUUUUUCUCAUCGGAUUAUCUUAAUGUUCCUUCUCCAAAGAGUACUCAGGUGUACAAGAAGGAUGCAAAAGUUGUGGUUAAUGUGACAGUUGAGGGAACUCCUGGACCAAUUCAAACCAUGGUCAAGUUGGGAUCAAAUGUUGAAGAGACCAUAAGACUUGUACUAAAUAAAUAUAAAGAAGAAGGUCGAAGUCCUCAUCUUGAUGAUUCUUCAUCAUUCAAGUUGUACACUUCUCUCUUUAGUCUUGAGAGUUUGAAUAAUUCAGAUGUGAUUGUCCUGCCAGUAUCCAGAUCAACAAACACCUUUCCUCCCGGAACUAUUCACUCCGGCUCCGGUCCAGAGUUUUACCGCCGGCAAACAAACCGGAAGUUUAACAGGUGGCGCAAUACGCACCGGCGUACCGAUCAACGAUUAAGGAUCUCUAAUCUUAUCCUGCGCCAGUAG
This is a messenger RNA of Solanum dulcamara, 937 nucleotides long. RefSeq lists its product as uncharacterized. The transcript is spliced from 4 exons. Bases 227 to 937 code for a protein of 236 amino acids. The record is from RefSeq and is a predicted model, not a curated record. Lineage: Eukaryota; Viridiplantae; Streptophyta; Magnoliopsida; Solanales; Solanaceae.